This is a messenger RNA of Xenopus tropicalis (tropical clawed frog), 4625 nucleotides long. RefSeq names its product zinc and ring finger 2, E3 ubiquitin protein ligase (gene znrf2). Gene Ontology annotation, cellular component: lysosome; endosome; membrane. Bases 705 to 1379 code for a protein of 224 amino acids. NCBI's taxonomy places the organism in Eukaryota, Metazoa, Chordata, Amphibia, Anura, Pipidae. The transcript is spliced from 5 exons. The record is from RefSeq and is a predicted model, not a curated record. Gene Ontology annotation, molecular function: ubiquitin protein ligase activity.
UCUUUCAUAACAAGGAGGGAGGACUGCCGUCUGGCUGACAGGAGGGGCGGCCCAGGCUCCAUGCGUCCCUGCACACACACCGUGCAUUCCUGUCAGCGCACAUACACGCACGGGUAACCUUGCUGGCACUGCGGCACUGGGAUGUGAGGCCGGGCACCGCUCAUGGAAAGUUUGUAGCCCUGCUGCUUGUGGGCAAACAAGCUGUGUGUAUUGUGUGCGCUGUGGCGGCAGCCAGGCACCUGGGCGCUGGGAACAGGGGGGCGCCCUAUGGAUGUUGCGCUCAGCGGGGAGCGAAGGGGCAUGUGACACGCGGAAGGACACCUCCAGGGCCGACCUGUGACAGGAAUGUACAAUGUGCCCGGAUAGGUGACACCACGGGAGAGCAUUGUGUACAAACAGCGGGGGGCUGGGGUUACUUGGCCCGUACACACCUGUACCUGCCGAAGAGCUGCUAAGCCUGCCGGAUACAAUGCCCCCUGCGCUUGGUGUCGGGUGUGUGCCCAGAGGGGAAGAAAGGGACGGCCAAGCUUGGUAUUAGUCUGGCGCUGUAUGAGCGGCUCAUGUAUGGGCAAGGUUGGCCAAUAGUGUGCAACACACCCGGAUCUGACUGGCACUUAACUCAGGACUAAGCGCCUUCGCUCAGCACAAGGACACUUGCCCCUCACCCCCCGGUGGAUGCUGAACCAGCCGGGUGUGUGUCGGGGAUGGGUGGGCGGCAGAGCAGCAGUCCGGCAGCGGACGGUCGAACAAGGGCUUAUUCUGGAUCGGAUAUCCCUACUAAUACGGCCCGGGGGCCUUACAGGGGCCCUUCUGGUGUCGCCUCUUCCUCCUCGUCCCCUAUAGCCAGAUACUCCUAUGUUUCAAGUGGGCAGGCGGCAGCGGGCAGUGCCGGGAGAGGGGCGAGCGGCACGGAGAGCACUCAGCCAGCAGCAUUGGCUUCCAGGAGCCGCUCUGUGGGGGGGAUACGGAGCCAAGCCCCGCUUAGUAUUCCCGGGGCAGCCCGGGACUCUGGCAGCAGCACACCCGAGGAAGGAUCCCGGGAAAGGGCACCUGGGGGGCGCGAAUCUAGGUUAAUGAUUGGAUCUUUACCUGCUCACCUCUCCCCACACCUCUUUGGCGGAUAUAAGUGCCCAGUUUGCUCAAAAUUUAUUCCCACAGAUGAAAUGGAUUUGCACCUUGUAAUGUGCUUAACAAAGCCAAGAAUAACAUACAAUGAGGACGUCCUCACUAAAGAUGCUGGCGAGUGUGCGAUAUGCCUGGAAGAACUGCAGCAAGGGGACACGAUAGCAAGACUGCCAUGUCUAUGUAUAUAUCACAAAGGGUGCAUAGACGAAUGGUUUGAAGUAAAUAGAUCGUGUCCCGAACAUCCUUCCGACUAGACUACUAGGGUCCUGUAUGAUAGGUUGCCUCUCUGUUUCGGUGAGUGGGAAAGCCAAUGACUACAGUGAGUACCUGAGAGACAGCAUUGUAUCCAGCCUAAGCACCGAGACUGCUGUGAGUGCAGUGAGCGCGGGCCAAUGAGCAGCAGCAGCCCCAGUGCCAGUGACUCCGUCCCACGGAUGAUAAAGGACUGCCUCCGAGAUCAGUGUGCCAAACCUUCUUACACGGACACACACACAGGGAUUCUUUAGAAAUGCUGCACAUACUCUUUUGCCCUUCCAUUCCUCUUAAUGAACAUUUUCUAUGUGAAGGCCAAAGUAACCCCGUGUCCUAGCGUUCUUUUUUUAACAUUGUAUAUUGAUGGGAGCCGAUAAAAGUUGUAAUUUUUUUUCCUCUCAUGUGAAAGUUUCUAAAUAGCAAGUACAGAUUGUAAUAUAAAAGGUUCCUGGGCUUGAGGUACUUUCUAGCAGAACUUUUCAUUGUAUCCCUUCUUUUUCUAGAUGCCAAAUUCAAUACGGUUCACUUGUCUCUGUAUCUGCUCACUUGUGGUACGUUCCUUUGGGAGAGGGGGGAGUGGGAUGCAGCCACCUGUACUGAGCAAGUUCUUGGCCUGACCCUGGAGUCCAUAUUUGUUCUGGGAAGUACCACAAGGGUGGGGGCAUCCAAGGCCAUUAUGAUGGAACUGUAACCCAUGUCCCAUGUACUCGUAGCCAACAACACUUCCUAAAUAUAUCAGUUGCUGCCAUAAUUAUCUGCCUGCCUUUCAUGCCAGCGGCACUCAAGCCCAGCAGUGAUCACAAUAAUGAUCCCUUAAUGCUUUCAUCUCAAAGCACUUUUUAAGGCCACGUCAUCCAUUCACCUUGCUUUGCUGAUGAGAAUCCGUUAUGGACUUUUAUAAAUCUUUCAAGCAGUCAGGGAAAAUAAGCCAUUCAAGUGCCAUUUAUGACAGGGCAGUCGUGCUGAUCAUUUGUGUUUACACAAGGGGACAGAUACUGAAUUUUCCAUGUUUACCUUUAAAGAACAUUCCUUCUGAACCUGCUGGGAACUGCUCUGCUUUGUUUAAAGGAAAAAAUACAUGAUUUGUAAGUACUGCUCAGUUUCCCUUUACUCGUAGCCUGGAGCCCACAAUCCAUUUUGACUGCUGUUGUGUUUAGGUGGAAAUGGCAGUGGCUGAAACAUCCCAGUCUGCCUGUUGCCACUUCCCAUGGAGCUUCCUAAGGAAGACAUAGCCGUGAUAGGCAGACCACCACCACCACCUAUCAUCACCAUGUCUGCCCAAGGCUACGGAUUCUCAGCCCAGUCUGGCAUUAGCCCUAGGCAGACAUGGUGAUAACGGAUCACUGCUUAGAAAAUCUCACUUUAGCAGUUCUAAGUGGUGGUUCAAUUAUCAUGGUGCCUAUUCUCCAUACCUCUCUAUGGGGGGGUAGUGAUAAACAGUGAAAUAUUCCGCUGCCUGAGUGCAGCAGCAGUCAGAACACACUGUGUGCCAUUAGUCUUACACAGUCGUUUCCCAUACUGGGGGCUGGUACCCCAAGGAGUGCCAUUAGGAAUGAAUGGGAUGUUGGCUUAUUGGCUAGCCCAGAUGUGAUGUAUUAUAGAUGGGGAGCUGUUAUGGCAAUGUUUUAUUUCUACCCAAAAUGGAUGGUUCUCUGCCCACAUGGCUGUCGGGUGGAAAAGGCAGAGUUACACAUGUAUAUUUGGCUUUAGCCAGACUGCAGAGUAUGAGGGCCAGUGUAUUGUAGAACUUAGCCUCACUGCAUAUUUGUAUUUAUUCAUAUCAGUGGGAACUUCCACUACCAGUAAUAACUUGUUGAAGCACUGACCAUAGGCCAGGAAUUGGCAGAACUACAGCUACCAGCACUGCUCCCAGGCACUCUGUGUGGAAAAUACACCCAUUUAUACAUAAGGUACAUUUUCCCUUUAUUUAAACCCCAAGCACAUCCUUUGUACUUUUCACAUUGGUUGUGUAAUAUGGCUGAAUUCUCAGUCUGGCUGUCAGUCCUUACACCUCUACACAAGCCACAAGCACUGUGAGCAAAGCCCUGAAAUCCUUCUGCAGUCCCAUUGGUCUGAAGUGGCUCCAUUGCACUGCAGCUGCAGUCUUUCAAUGCAACUCUGUGUAGCUUUCCUUUAAUAAAGGACCCUUAUAUACACAACAUCGUUUUUAAAGGUGUCUGUUAAAUGGUUAAUAUAGCGCCAGCUCAUGUAGGUAAUGUGGGCAGGGUGCAAAGCUGAAGCGCCGUUUGCUCUCCUGGAAAGAAGUGCAAGAGUUGUGCCCCUCUCUCUAUACAGCACUGCAUAUAAGAGGGACGGAGGGUUGCAAGCUGGGGGAGGGUGCCAGGGGGGGCAGGGAGCUAUGGCAGGAGGCAAAUAUAAGGUCCCCAUAUGUCUGGCUGGCUGUAUUGUGGCUCUAAAGGCCAUGCUUCUGCCACCCUAGGCCUUCCUGCAGUUGCCCCUAACCCUUUAUAAAUAGGUGCCCAUGUCUGUUGGAAAUCACUGGGCUAAUAUAUGAUGUGAAUUUGUAAUCUGUAAUCUAAUAUGCUGUACAAAUGAAAAUAAAAGGGAUUACAUUCAGAUUCUGUUCUUUUUCAGUUUAGCAGCAUGCCCUUGUGGGAGGGGGGACCAUGGGGUUUUAUAUACAGGAUUUAGCUGGACUUCUCAUUACACAGUGGCCAUCAUGCUCUGUGCAAGCCAUACAACAGGGGUGCCCAACCAGGAGGCCUCUGUAUUAGUAUGCCAGUGGAACUGGAAAUUGCAUACAUUGUUUGUAUUAAAGGAAGUGCAGUUGGGCACAGUGAUACCAUGUGCAGUAAAGUGCUGAAAUGUAAUACAAAUUGGUGGAUAUGAUGUAAUUCCCAGCAACCCUAAGUAGAUCUUAGCUGUUAGUGAAAUGCUGGGAGUUGCAGUUCAGAUAGAGCUGCUGGGGCCCUGCUUGGACGUCCUUGUCAUUUUAAGCAAUGAAAUGUCAUUUGUUGAUGUUGUACAUGCACCAUAUAUAGUUUUUAUGCAGAUUAUUGCCUUAUUGUCUACAAAGUAACCCUGGCCGUAGGGCAUUUUAAUGGUCUUUCUGUAUCUGCUGCAUUUAUCCAGUUAGAUCUGGCAGCUAGCUGAGAGUCAUGGGACUGGUAGUGCACCCGGUGCGCAGUAGGUGCCUGCCCAGUCAAACGACACAGGAAUAAUUCACCUCUCCGACUCUGGUUACACGGUACUUGUUUUAAUGCAAUAAAUCAUUUGCCUCAAACCUA